AUGAGGAAAAUCACAAAAACCUCCCAGGAUUAUCCUGACAGCUGGGGAACUCUAACCCAUAAUCCACCUACUCACUGGGAACAUUUUACAUCAGCACUGUGGUUCGUGCGAGUUUGUUACAGAAUUCAGAUCAACCAGCCUCAGCUGAGAUUCGAACCCGGGGCACCUGAGACCCCACAGCCUUCUAAAAAUUUUUGUUGGUUGGAAACUUUCCUUGAACCGAGUUCCUCCAAAGUUCGCCAACAAAUCAAUUUCUCUGGGGGUACCGCAAAAACGGGAGCUGUUACCAGCUGUGCCCUUUUCAACGUCUACAUCAAUGACUUGAUAAACACCUUAACGGAAGUGCCUAACAUCCAUUGCCUCCUUUAUGCGGAUGAUCUUGUUUUCUGGACCACAGCAUCAAAGCGCCACGCUAAAUCAACUGUUGAGACCACACUUAAUCUUGCACUGGAAUCCCUCAGUCGUUGGUGUGAGGAAACUAAUAUGGUAGUAAAUCUGAAUAAGUGUGCCACUCAAACUUUCUCACUAAUGCAUCGACCUAUUAUACCAAAUCUCUCUUUUUCUGGCACUACGCUUGAAAAUGUUGAUUCCUUCACUUAUCUCGGAACCGUUUUUGAUUCUAAACUGAGCUGGAGGAACCAUGUUGCAUUUGUUGCCGAACGGGUAAUAAGACGCCUCCCUAUUUUAAAACGACUUGCUGGCACUCUCUGGGGAUGUGCCCGGUCUACCCUCGCUCUGACUUAUCAAAAAUACAUCCUUCCAAUUUUUACUUACUGCUCUGAACCACUCAUCUCUAUGCCUACAUCCCUACUUCAAAAGCUUGAGGUCUUACAAAACCAGGCCCUUAGACUAAUAACAGGUGCUGUAAAAACUACACCUAUAGACGCAAUGACCUUGCUCACAGGCAUUAAACCUUUGGAUGUUGUCUUUAGGGAAAGGGCUGUCUUACUAUACUUUAAACUUACCCAAAUGGAUAAUUUCUGGACUAACUAUCAACUUACUCCUCGUAAUUUAAAAACUCAAAAUGGAUUUAUUCAGACUGUCAAAGAUCAAUUGGUUGGGAUCGAUCUGCCCCAACUAGAAGGUCAGGUGGAACUGGUGAGCCCUCUUGACUACCAAAAAAUUAAUGUCAGGCUCUCUCUUGAACAGGACAUUGUUAAAAGUGAAACAUCUACCGCUGCUCUCCACGUUCUUGCGCUGGAGACAAUGGGAAUCCGUUACCCGGAACCGCUCUGGCUGAGAGUUUUUACAGAUGGCUCUUUCCAUCCAGAUCAACCAAAUGCUGGAGCUGGUAUCUCUUGUAAUCUCUUCUCCUUUGGUGCUCCAGUGGGUGCCAAUAGAUCUGCUUUUGACGGGGAAGUUGUUGCAAUCCGUAUUGCUCUUAAACAGCUUUUUUGUUCUAUUGAGUCUUUUUCAAAUGUGGUUAUCCUUUCAGACUCGAAGGCGGCGCUUUGCUCGAUUGAAUCUAUGCAUUGCCCUUCUAAUUGCGACGUUCUAAAAUGUCAGGAUGCGAUACGCAAACUCCACCAUUUUGGCAAAACUGUAGCCCUACAAUGGAUUCCCGGGCAUUGUGAUAUUGCAGGAAAUGAAAGGGCUGAUGUUUUGGCAAAGAGAGGCACAAGAAUUCUCCAGGCUCUUAGUAGUCCAGUCCCCUUUUCAACUCUAAAAAGGACUAUUAGAUCAAAAAUCCAUGGGGAUUUCCACCAUCAAUUGUCAGAAAGGUUUACAAUGAGUUCUAAAGCUCGAAUUGGCUCUUGUUGUGUCGCUGUAGGAUGCUGUAGGAGAUCAGGUACAAAUUUGUUAUCAGAAAUCAAGAUGAUCCGAUUCCCUAAAGAUCCUAUUCGGAAAACACAGUGGGAAAAUACUGUUGGACGUAAGGAUUGGACUUCCACAGUUAACUCUCGAAUAUGUAAUAGCCAUUUUAUUAGCGGAAAUAAAUCUGAUGAUCCCAGUCAUCCUGAUUAUGUACCAUCAGUCUUUCAUCAUAAAGCUGCUUUGGCUUCAGGAAGUGUGCAGAGGUUUGAAAGAACUGUAAGGCGUGGAUUAUCUAAUGAUCAAGCUGAUAGUUCUGUGGCUGCCACAAGAUCGAUUUCAACAAUGACAGAAUUAUCCAUGCUGGAUAUUAGCAACUUGGAAAGAGAUUUAUGCGACAGUCAAGAAGCAACCCUCAACUUAAGAAGGAAGGUUUUUCAGUGUGAAAAGUCUAGGAAAUCUUCCUCAGAUAUUUUAAGCAAUGAUAAACAAGUGAACUUCUACACCAAACUAAAAGGAGUUGUUUUAUUUCAUGCUCUGUUACAGUGGUUGACCACUGGGUGGAAACCAGCGGUAAAGACAAGGCUUUCUUCUGAGUCGCAGUUGCUCAUCGUCUUCAUGAAGCUAAGACUUGGUCUUUUAAACCAAGAUCUUGCCUAUAGGUUUGGAGUUGGCUCUGCAACUGUGAGCUACAUAUUUAGAGAGUGGGUGGAAAAGAUGUCUGUAACUCUAUCAUCGUGCAUCGCCUGGCCAUCUCACAGGCCUACAGUCAUGCCUCAAUGUUUCCGACAUGAAAUUUUCCGAAAUGUUAUUUGUGUCAUCGACUGCUCUGAGAUAUUCAUUGACACUGCUCGUAAUUUAGAUGCUCGGAGUCAGACCUACUCCAAUUAUAAGCAUCAUAAUACCGUGAAAUUUUUGAUUGCUUGUAGCCCUGAUGGCGGCAUAAUAUUUUUGUCGAACUUGUAUGGUGGAAGACACUCGGACAAAGAAAUAACGAUUGACUCUGGCUUCUUGAAUUUGGUUAAGAGUGGAGACAAGAUACUAGCCGACAGAGGGUUCAGGAUUGAGGAAGUUGUUGGUUUGAAGGGUGCUAGUAUUGUUGUCCCUGCUUUUACCAGAGGCAAAAGUCAGUUGUCUGGUCGUGAGCCUUCCGUUAAUAUUGAUUUAGAUCUUAGAAAGAUAGAGCAUAUUUUUUCGAAUAAAAGUCUAAAUAGACUAAUUUGGUGUAUGGAUGCCAACAGCAAGUCUGAGGUCUGGUUUAGCCCUAUUACUGACUCCAGAGGUAUUAGAUUGAGCGAAUUCUUUAGUGUUUGGAAUUUGUUUUCGAUAAAUGAGGACUAUGGACCUACUUUUAGUGCGAAUCAGGGAACAAGUUAUAUUGAUGUUACCGUUGUCGGAAUGGAACUUCUUCAGCUGGUUGAGAAAUGGUAUAUACCUGAGUAUGAUUCCCUGUCUGAUCAUAAAAUGAUUGCUUUUGAAAUGAAAAUCUCAAGACCUAACUAUGAUUUUACUAUUUCUGAAACGAAAAACCUCUUUAAUAUUAAAAAAGCAAACUGGAAACUUUUUCAUCUUCUCUGUUCUGAUUCCAUAUUUAAUAUUUUGAAUUCCAUUGAAAAUUGCGAACGAACAGAUAUGUUGGAGGUAUGCGUUCAAAAUUUACAAAAUUUAAUUAUUUCGGCGGCAGAAAAAUCUAUUCCUUUGAAAAAGAGUGGAUCGCAUCAAGUUCCUUGGUGGUCGGUAGAAAUUUCUUGUAUGCGGAAAAAAUUAAAUGCUGCUAGAAGAAGAUAUCAAAGGACUAGAAAUUUCGUUUUAAGGGAGAUUUAUAGAAGCAGUUAUCUUCGUAUCAGGUCUGAGUAUAACUUAAAACUUGAGCAAAGCAAACUAAAUUCUUGGAAGGAUUUUCUUGGGGAUAUUACUGUGCAAAAUGUGUGGAAUAAAAUUUAUACUUAUGGAGUUAAGACCAACUUUGCUAAAAGGCUUGAAAUCUCGGGUAUUGAAGAUUCCCCUGGUCAUUUCACCUCUUCUUUUGAAGAUACGAUUGAUGCUAUAUUGAAGAAAUCGUUUCCUCGUGAUUCUAAAAUGCAGGACCAUUUCAGUCAUAAGCUCUUACGUGACGAGGCUGAAUUGGAUUAUGACGCUAAAGAUGAUGUUCCCUUUUCUAGUGCGGAAGUUGAUUGUGUAGUUGAAAAUUUAAAAGUGAAUAAAACUCCAGGAUACGAUAGAAUUACGAAUGAACUAAUUAAAAAUUUGCAUGUUAGUUGUCCUUCUAUACUGAUGACCUUGUUUAAUGUUUGUUUAAAUCUUGGUAUUUUUCCGAAGAUCUGGAAAAGAGCGAAAGUUGUACCGAUUCCAAAAAAUUCUGAGCUAUCAAGGUCACAUAUUGAUAACUUUCGAUGUAUAAGUCUACUUCCUUGUUUAGGCAAAUGUUUUGAAAAACUCUUCAUAAAUAGACUCAACUUUCAUCUACGACAAUCAAGCCUCUUAAGUGAGGAUCAGUAUGGUUUUACACCUCAGAAGUCGGCUGAAGAUGCUCUGAUCCGGCUUUGUAAUAUAGUUAGACAGGGUAAACAUAAAAAUUUUGUCACUUUUCUUGUUUCCUUAGACAUUAGAGGAGCCUUCGAUAAUGCUUGGUGGCCUGGAAUUCUGCACUUGCUUAGACAACUCAAAGUUCCUAAGAAUAUUUUUUACUUAAUAAAGAGUUUCUUGCACGGUCGCUCUGCUGAUCUUACUCUGGGCAAUAUCACAAAAAACUUUGUUUUGGAAAAGGGUUGUCCUCAGGGGUCCGUUACGGGACCUUUUAUUUGGAACCUUAUUAUGAAUGACUUGCUCUGUGGUUUAUCAGAAUUUCAAAAUAGUUAUAAAAUUGCAUUUGCUGAUGAUCUACUUAUUAUUGUUCAGUGCAAGAACUUUAAUGAUGCUUGUGUUCUUUCUCAGAAUAUCUUGGAUUACGUUUUUGAAUGGUCGAAACUUUAUAAGCUGGAAUUCAAUCCUUUGAAAUCUAAAGUUAUGAUGAUACAUAAAAAGUCGAUACCGGAUGGGGUUAUUCAGUUGACUCUUGGGAAUGAACCUAUUGAAGAAGUAAAGCAGAUAAAGUAUUUGGGAGUUAUUGUUGAUAAUAAACUGCAGUUUAAGCAGCACAUAUCUUAUGUAUCCAGUAAAAGUGAAAAACUUCUUCUUGCUUUAUUGCGAAUUUCAAAAAAUACUUAUGGGGUUAAAACAGAUGUUCUUAAAUUAAUAUAUAAUCAAGGUAUUGUACCACUUAUUUCAUAUGCUUCAGGAUCUUGGGGAAACUCUUUGAGAAAGAAGAUAAAUAUUAGAAUCCUUAGAAGAACUCAAAGAAGAAUUCUUCUACGUAUUAUUCGGGGAUAUAGAACUGUUAGUUAUGAUGCGGUCUUUGUUAUCGCUGGUCUUCCGCCUAUUGAUUUAAUUAUCUUAAAUAAUCUUGAAUUAAAGGAGAAGAUAAAAGACAACGAUUGUCUAACCCUGGACGGGAAGCUUCCUAUUUCAUGUUUGCCCCACCCAGCAUGCAGGAAACCUGUUAUAAUUAUUCCUUAUGUAAAUAAUGUUUUUCAGGAAUAUAAAACUAUCUGCUUUACGGAUGGUAGUAAGCUUGAUGGAAGGGUUGGUCUUGCUUUUGUAAUUUAUGAAAAUGGAACAGAGAAGGUUACUGCCAAGCACCGACUACAUAAUGAAUGUACUGUUUUCCAGGCUGAACUUUUGUGUAUAAACCUGGUUGUUAAGUGGAUACAAAAUUCUUUUAGUGAAAACCAAAUUUUUAAAUAUCUCAUUUGUACAGAUUCUCUUUCUUCACUUUUUCUUUUGCGUGACACGACUUCUACUGAGAAGCUUGUGGUGGAAAUUCACUCGAUUUUGAACGCUCUUGAAAACGUAACUAUUCAUUUUUCUUACGUUCGUGGCCAUAGCGGUAUUUUGGGCAAUGAAAGAGCAGACCAAUUGGCUAGGGAAGCUACGUGUGGUGAAAUAGACUUAAGGGUGUCUGUUCCAGCUUCUCACUGGAAGCGCAUCGCUAGAGAUAAAAUCAUUGCGGACUGGAAUGCUGAAUUUCUUGCUUCGCCUCGGUCGCUUUGGACGAAAAGGUUCUUUCCAUCCAUUUUUCACCGUUUGCAAUGUAAAUUCUUUGCAACUGAUUUUAAAUUGACCCAAAUUUUAACAAACCAUGGAAAUUUUAAGAGAUAUUUAUUUCGUUUCCAUCUGCAGACCAGUGGAAUUUGUGCUUGCGGUGAUGCUGAUGAAGAUGCUGAACAUAUUCUUCUUCAUUGUAGUCUGUAUGCGAGUGCCCGAAUGAAUUUAAAGACUGAUUUGAGACGUCUUUCUAUUUGUUGGCCACCUGUCUUGUCAGAACUGGUCAAAAGUAUUGAAAGUCUUGCGGCCUAUAUGUAG
This is a messenger RNA of Parasteatoda tepidariorum (common house spider), 6153 nucleotides long. RefSeq lists its product as uncharacterized. The record is from RefSeq and is a predicted model, not a curated record. NCBI's taxonomy places the organism in Eukaryota, Metazoa, Arthropoda, Arachnida, Araneae, Theridiidae.